Plasmopara halstedii is the source of this 1794-nucleotide messenger RNA. RefSeq names its product tkl protein kinase. NCBI's taxonomy places the organism in Eukaryota, Oomycota, Peronosporomycetes, Peronosporales, Peronosporaceae. Bases 1 to 1794 code for a protein of 597 amino acids. The record is from RefSeq and is a predicted model, not a curated record. Gene Ontology annotation, biological process: protein phosphorylation. Gene Ontology annotation, molecular function: protein kinase activity; ATP binding. The transcript has 18 exons.
AUGCGAUGCGUACAAGCUGUCCCGGACCUUUCUUUUCUGCCUGACUCGACGCAGCAUCAGGUACGAAGCAUGAUCGCUUACGUGCAAUCUCAACAAGCGUUAAAUAAAUUCCCUCGCGUGGACGGAACAGGUGUGACGCAAUGCGAUGGCAUUGAUGUUCAUCUUGCAAUACUCAAGAAAAAUCCUUGCGCUGCUGGGGGUGUCAAUGGAAGGACCAAUUUUAUUAUUCGUGUAUCGCCGCUAUUCCCGACUCAAUCACUUUUGAUUUACCGCAUGACAGAUGCUGAUACUGGUCAUCUAAGCUUGAUGCAAGAAGGAUGGCCUCAAAUGGAUAAUCUUUGUCUUAUGAUAAAAGACUUGUGCCUUAAAGUUGAUGGAUCCACAGCGUUUCGUGAAGUAAAAGGCCAUUCUCCCGUACACCCUGUACAUACUUUGCUGUCGCCACCAUCCACGCCAACUAUUAACUACAACAAAUUUGGAAACGACGAUUUACAGCGCAAGCUCUUCCGAUGCAAGUGGAUGGAAACAGCGAAACAGUUUUUUGUGCCAAUGAUUUCGACAAUUCUACAGCUUCGCCAAGUUAUUGAACGCCACAUUCCAGCCGCUAUCUACCCUGAAGUAUCCCUGAAGCUUCUCAGAAGUCCACAAGAUGCGAUGUUUUUAAGGUCAGACGAGGACAUCAAAUGGCUUUUCUCCACCAGUUUACCCGUCGUUUACAUCCUCCUUCAAGGUCAGAUAUCACGCAGCCUUUCUGCCCAUGCGGGCUCUACUGAGCCAAACUGCGUAUCGUCAAAGAGAAAUGUCGAAAGUUUGGCUGUUUUUCCGAAAUGUCUCUAUCCUGCUUCUGUUGGCGAAGUGGAUUUGCUAGGAUUGUAUGAUCAUUCUACUACGCAGCUACAUAAUAUACAUUCGGAGCUUUCAAGUACGCGGCGCCACUUAAUAUCGCACUCUUUAGGUAAGAUUCUUAAACCAGGAACCACGAUUCGGGAGGUUGACUGGAAGGAUCUUGGUGUUCAAAAGUACGUUGGGACUGGGAGCAGCUGUCAAGUUUACAAAGGUAUUUGGCGGGGAGCAGAGGUUGCAGUGAAGUCUUUCACAAAUACUGAUCGCAGCUGCAGAGAACGCGAGUUUGCUAAUGAAGUAGAUGUGAUGCAGCAGCUUGGCCCCAAUCCGUCUCUGGUAACUUUUUUUGCGGUUUGCUCGAAUCCACUUUCAAUCGUGCUAGAAUACCUUCCAUUUUCUCUAUUCGAGCUUAUAAAUGGCGUAUCUGACAAGGCGCGUCGAAUACCACCAUUUCCAGUGUCCUGGACCGUUCGAGUUCGCCUGAUGCUGGAUAUUGCUCGAGGAUUGCAGUUCCUACAUUCCUUUGACAUCAUUCAUAGGGAUCUAAAAUCUUUAAAUUUGCUAAUGACGGCUGAAGGUCGUGUCAAACUAGCUGAUUUUGGGAGGUCGCGAUCAAACGAUCAGACAGAACUGAUGACGGGGUGUUGUGGUACAUUUCAGUGGAUGGCUCCUGAAGUCCUAACGAGUAUGAAGUACUCCUUGUCCGCAGACGUGUACAGCCUUGGUGUAGUUCUCUGGGAAAUUUGUGAGGCUGCUGCGCCUUUUAAGGAUCUAGCUCCGCCUCAAAUUCCACUUGCAGUCGUGCAGGAAAGAAGACGACCCAUAAUAUCGGCCAAGACACCACUGCUUCUUCGAAAUCUCAUUCAGCGAUGCUGGCAGCACGAAGCAGCUCUCCGACCAACCGCAGCAGAUGUUGUCGGAACUCUCCAGAGCUGCUUUUCUUCCACGUGA